This is a messenger RNA of Periophthalmus magnuspinnatus, 4012 nucleotides long. RefSeq names its product transcription factor 7 like 2 (gene tcf7l2). The transcript is spliced from 15 exons. Gene Ontology annotation, cellular component: beta-catenin-TCF complex; catenin-TCF7L2 complex. The record is from RefSeq and is a predicted model, not a curated record. Gene Ontology annotation, biological process: canonical Wnt signaling pathway; regulation of transcription by RNA polymerase II. NCBI's taxonomy places the organism in Eukaryota, Metazoa, Chordata, Actinopteri, Gobiiformes, Gobiidae. Gene Ontology annotation, molecular function: RNA polymerase II cis-regulatory region sequence-specific DNA binding; DNA-binding transcription factor activity, RNA polymerase II-specific. The coding region runs from base 395 to 2323 and encodes 642 amino acids.
CCCCCCUCGUUUUUUCCUCCUAUUUAUGAAAACGUCACUUCAAGUCCCUCCCUGUUUGAAUCUCAUUAGUUUCUUGUGUGUUUCUCCCUGUCAAUAAUCCCGAAUCCAGACUCUCUCUAUUUCCAUCCCUCUCUAUCUGUCAAUCAGCGCCGCCUUUGAACUGAAAACCACUCCGACCAACUUCAACUCACUCAAUCCGAGCGCCUCGCCUCCUUCUCCGGCUUCCCUUUUCUGCCAACAUUCCCUUCUUUUUGACUUUUCUACCAGGCAGCCAGAGCUUUGGAAAACGCCGAUACAAGCGCCGAAACUUCAACACGGACUUUCUACUCCAUCGUCGCGGGUUUAAAACUUUGUGUUUUGCCCCCUGCAGAAGACAAAAUAGCGCUUGGGCAAAAUGCCGCAACUCAACGGCGGUGGAGGGGACGACCUGGGCGCAAACGAUGAAAUGAUUUCUUUCAAAGACGAGGGAGAACAAGAAGAGAAAAUUUCGGAGAACUCGUCGGCUGAAAGGGAUUUAGCAGAUGUCAAGUCGUCUCUUGUAAACGAGUCAGAAACGAAUCAAAACAGUUCGUCGGAUUCAGAGGCGGAAAGACGGCCUCCGCCUAGAUCUGAAACUUUCAGAGACAAAACAAGAGAAAGUUUAGAGGAGGCUGCGAAAAGGCAAGAUGGAGGGCUGUUCAAGAGCCCACCGUACCCGGGCUAUCCAUUUAUAAUGAUCCCCGAUCUCACAAGCCCCUACCUUCCCAAUGGAUCACUUUCUCCAACAGCACGCACAUACCUACAGAUGAAAUGGCCCCUGCUAGAUGUUCAACCAGGAGGUCUUCAGAGUAGACAAGCACUUAAAGAUGCCAGGUCACCGUCACCGGCACACAUCGUUGGCCCCCUCUGCUGGGAAUACCCUGGACAGUCAGAUGUGAGCCUAUACCAAUUUCAUUUGUCGAAUAAAGUUCCUGUGGUACAGCACCCUCACCACGUGCAUCCCCUCACGCCUCUGAUCACCUACAGCAAUGAGCACUUCACACCAGGCAACCCCCCUCCACACCUACAGACAGACGUGGACCCCAAAACAGGGAUCCCGAGGCCUCCACACCCUCCAGAUAUAUCUCCUUAUUACCCACUGUCACCAGGCACAGUCGGCCAAAUCCCCCAUCCGCUGGGCUGGUUAGUACCACAGCAAGGUCAACCUGUUUAUCCAAUCACAACAGGGGGUUUCAGACACCCCUACCCAACUGCGCUGACUGUCAACGCGUCCAUGUCAAGUCUUCUCUCCUCCAGGUUCCCCCCACACAUGGUGCCCCCCCAUCACAGUUUGCACACCACCGGCAUCCCCCACCCAGCCAUCGUCACCCCCAACGUCAAGCAGGAGUCUUCACACAGCGACAUCAGCUCCCUCAACAGCUCGAAACAGUCGGACGCGAAGAAGGAGGAGGAGAAGAAGAAGCAGGUGCACAUAAAGAAGCCUCUGAACGCCUUCAUGCUGUACAUGAAGGAGAUGAGAGCCAAGGUGGUGGCCGAGUGCACGCUGAAGGAGAGCGCCGCCAUCAACCAGAUACUGGGCCGAAGGUGGCAUGCCCUAUCGCGGGAGGAGCAGGCCAAGUAUUAUGAACUGGCCAGGAAAGAACGACAGCUCCACAUGCAGCUCUACCCCGGCUGGUCGGCACGAGACAACUAUGCGGCUAACCAACAGGGGAAAAGGAAGAAGAGAAAAAGGGAAAAGCAGCAAGCAGAGAGCAAUGAACACAGAGAAUAUUUUCCAAACCCUUGCCUUUCACUCCCUCCGAUUACAGAUGCAAAUACCCCAAAGAAGUGUCGCGCCUUGUUCGGGCUUGACCAGCUGAGUUUAUGGUGCAAACCGUGCAGGAGAAAAAAAAAGUGCAUUCGCUACAUCCAAGGUGAAGGCAGCUGUGCCAGUCCUCCCUCUUCGGACGGAAGCUUACUCGACUCCCCCCCUCCCUCCCCCUCCUCGCUCAUCCCUUCCCCCUCGCCUAAAGAGUCCAAACCUCAGACUGAACAAAUGCAACCUCUCUCACUGACUAUGAAACCGGCCCACCAGCCACUCCACCUGCACCACCACCCGGCGCACCUCCUGUCCGGCCCGCCAUCUUUGGUUCUAGACAACAACAACUCUUCCUCCGCGGCGCCUAGCAAAACGCCCGGCACCUCCAGUCACAACGGGUCCCUGGAGCACGGAGACGUCCCGCCCUCGCGGGGUCAGCCGGGCUCUUCCAUGGGACGUCCUGCAGCUUCGCUCUGUCAUUCCCGCUCGCUGCUCUCCUCUACGGCCUCGCAGCCUCUGUCGCUAGUGACCAAGUCUGUAGAAUAGUCCUUUUUUAGACCUGUCUGUCACCUUCAUCUUCUUUUUCUGUGCCAUUGAGGCGUUGGAAUUUGAGUUUUGUUUUAUUAAAGUUCAUUGGUCAAUAUUUGACCCAUCAUUAUCAAAAGUCUAAUUAUUAUAAAGAAAUACAAUGAGCUGUAGUAUAGCUUUGUGAAUCUGCCAAAUUUUUUAUGAAUUUUGUUUGAUGUAUUUUUUGUAGUGUUAAAACCGUGCAAACAGAAACGUUUAUUUAGUUCCACCUCUAAAGGAUAUAAAGGUUGGCUAGGAUACUCAGCAAGCCCUUUCUCAGAAGCAUUGGUUCUCCUUCUUUAUUUGUAUUAAAUACGAGCUUGCGAACCAAUCCCUGACAUCGACUAAUGUGAUGAGGGCACAAGGCUGGCGUUGACACCUCACCGAGGAACAAUAUUGUGAUGUUACUUGUUCAUGUUUAAAUGUACAGAAUAAGGGGCGGGAGUGUGUGGGGGAGGGUUACUGUUGUUAAAUAUGCAUUCUUCCACUGCGUUGUCUUUUUCUUUGUUGUUUACCUUUUGGGGCGGAGUCAGGUGAGUGGGCGGGGCUUGGUGGGUGGGAAUUGUAAGUUGGGGGGUUAUUAAAUUCAAAAUGUCACAACGCUAGGACCAGUAGUAUUUAUUGCUUUAGAGAUUGCUUGUUGUUCCUUGUACGUGUCUCUUUUUGACUUUUGUUUAUUAAUACAUUGUACAAAUAUUUUUUCUUAAGGUUAAGCGACUUAUAUAUAUAUAUGAAUGAUCCAUUUUUACAAGGAGGAUUUGAAAAACACUAAAAAAAUGUUUUGUUAUUAUGGAUUUCUUUUCCGCGCUGAAAACCUGGAUUCCACUCACAAACAAAAAGUAUGCACAAGCUCAUUUCAACCGAUGCGUCUAUAAGCCAUUUUACAAAAGAAGAAAAGACUAACUUGAAGCCGACAGUGGGCACCGCGUCUUCAGUGGUUGGAAAAAACACCCUUCUUUUUUAUUGCACAGUCCCAUCUCCCAGACUGUAGAUUUGUGUACAGAUUUUGCGUGCCAAAUUUUUGUGAUAAUUUCCCCUGCCCCUCUAACCAUGUUGUAGGGACAUCUCUGUUCAUUUCAUUGUCAUUUUUAAUUUAGACACCAUUCUUUGCUGUGACGUUACAUAGAUUGCUAUGUAUGUAGUAUAAAUGUUGCUAUAACAAAUGUGUUUGGUAGCAAAUUGUCAAAUAUUAAAAUUUAAACUUAAUAAAAAGACGGACAUCAUACUGUAUAAACCCACGCGGGCCAAAUUAUGUAUAUUAGGAGGUUCAUAAAAAAACUAUUAAAUACAAAAAAAUACACAAACUGCCACUUUUAAGUACACUACUACAUAUAGGUAGAUAGAAAAAAUAGGCAUGUUGAUGUUGCAAGAGGCUGUAAAAAAGCUACAAGAGAAUCAUCCCCUCGGUGCCAUUGUAGUUGACAUGACGACUGUAAGCUGUCGAUUUCUUCUCUGGUUUAUUAAGAUGCUAAUGAUAAAUAGUUUGAAUGUUUCCUUAACGGCUGUGAUGUUCCUGUUCUAUUUUAUGCUCUUAUCUUUUCUGUUUGUUUGUUUUUCCUGUUAUUUUAAAAUGGUUCACAAAACCAUGUUUUUGUAAUGAAUAAAUGUUUAUGCUGUACAGUCUCUGUAGCAUGCAGUUCUGUAUUAAUAAAAGCAACUUAGUAUGUG